Messenger RNA from Aspergillus uvarum CBS 121591, 3009 nucleotides. It is a transcript of the gene ptpA, whose product is annotated as putative protein tyrosine phosphatase (Pyp1). Bases 1 to 3009 code for a protein of 1002 amino acids. Gene Ontology annotation, molecular function: protein tyrosine phosphatase activity. Gene Ontology annotation, biological process: protein dephosphorylation. NCBI's taxonomy places the organism in Eukaryota, Fungi, Ascomycota, Eurotiomycetes, Eurotiales, Aspergillaceae. The record is from RefSeq and is a predicted model, not a curated record. The transcript has 6 exons.
AUGUCGGCUAUGACAGGCUCAAGGUCACCUACGUCUCCUUGGCCAUCAGAGUGCCAGAGUUUGCAGCUUGACCACCCUGCAAACUCAACAUCAUUUUUCUCUUUUUGCGAAACUCACCCUUCGUCUCAUGGACCUCCCGGACUUGGUCCCUCGAAUACAGUCUUGGAACGUUCGGGACCUGAGCAUUUCUCAAUUAGUGUGGACAAUCCGGGCAAUUUUGGGAACAUUGGAGAAGCAGGACCACACGCUCAUUCUGCAAUCUCUUAUCCAAGAAUUCACCUUGCAACCAACAGACCCCUCGAUAACAACCUGACUCUUUCAAGAAGCGGAUUGACAUUCGACAACCACUUGAAAGAAUCCACGGGUCACGAGAAUCCACGGAGCCGAGACCUAAUGGUCCCAGGUGCUGGUGCACCUUCAGGACAGAUGACUUCUAUGGACGGGCGUUCCAUCUCACUAGAUGAAUGUGCAGCGCUUCUCGAAUCAUCUAAUCGUGAUAUUAUGCUUCUAGAUGUUCGACCCUACGCGCAUUUCGCGAAAGGGACCAUCGAGGGGUCUCUCAACCUUUGCAUACCGACAACACUGUUGAAGCGCCCUUCAUUCGACACGCAGAAAUUAGCGAAUACCUUCACAGCCGAUCAUGAUAAGAAAAAGUUCGCGCGGUGGCGGCAAUCCCAAUACAUAAUCGUGUUUGAUGCCGCUACAUGUGACAUGAAAGAUGCAGGGUCGCUGGCUAAUGUGCUGAAGAAAUUCACCUGUGAAGGGUGGGGAGGGGAGGCCCGAAUUCUGCUCGGGGGCUACAAAAUGUUCUCAUCUCGCUUCCCUCAUUUGAUCAAGCUACAGCAGCUUCAAGCUUCAGGGGCGCCUACAAAGAAAACACCCAGAAUGCAUAUUGAUCUCCCUUCGGCAGCUCCUGUUGCAGGCGGAUGUGCUCUUCCCGAGUCAUCCCAUGCUUCGAUACCUUUUUUUGCGAACAUCAGACAACACAUGGAUCUGGUUGAUGGUGUUGGACAGAUACCUCUACAACUCCCUUCUGAUCUUACAGAGCUCAAGAGACAACAACUUCCAGCUUGGCUACGCGAUGUGUCAGACGCCUCCGACAAAGGUCGCAAAGUCUCCGAGAGGUUUUUGAAGCUUGAGAAGAGGGAGCUCGAACGCAUGAAACGAGCGCUGUCUUAUAAUAAAUCCGACGAGUCCGCAGCGAUUGACUCCUCGCCAGAAAGGUACCGCGUUGCCGGUAUUGAGAAAGGAACGAAGAAUAGAUAUAACGACAUCUAUCCUUUUGAACAUACCCGAGUGAGACUCCAGAAUGUCUCUCCUGGUGGCUGCGACUACGUGAAUGGGAACCAUUUAAAGGCGGAAAAGAGUCGUAAAUGCUAUAUCGCCACCCAGGCCCCAGUCCCCGAUACCUUCGAUGACUUUUGGCGAGUGAUAUGGGAACAGGAUGUCCGACUUGUUGUUUCAUUGACUGCCGAAGUCGAAAGGGGUCAGGUCAAAUGUCAUCCCUACUGGAAGUCAGGGGAGUAUGGACAAUGCCAGGUCAACAACUUCUCGCAGAAGUUGAUCUACCUAAAUUCUCGGGAAUCACCACAUAUUGAGUUAGAAGGCAGCCAGUUACCGCCAGACGUGAAAGACGACCCUGGUAAUCCAUACAUCAUUCUAUUUCAACUGCUUUUGAGACGAGCAUCACAUCAACUUUAUGGUGCCCAGUUUCAUGCGGACUGUGUCACUUUUAAGCCCUGGACCAACUCCCUUAAUGUGAAGGCAUCUGUAUUGAUCCCUAGGGAGUUUCUGACGCUCGCACUUGUUUUUCGAGAACAAGAAAGCAUCCAUCUUUUCCAGGUUAUAGGGGGUGGGCUCCGACCCCAAGCUCGCUUGGAGCUCCAGUGGUGUCGGCCAGGUGCUGUUGAAAUUCUUAGAACUGCCUUUGACGGCGAUGAUACAUUAUACAUACUCCAUCGCUUUAGGCCUUCACUGAACGACAGUGAUGAUCAUGCGAGGCAUCCGUUCGUCAGGCACGCCAUGCAGCUUGGGACUGAUACGACGGUCUAUCUCUCUCGAAAUUCAAUACAAUCUCCCCACGGCCCUGUUCGCAUUUGUGCUUUCCCUGAUCAUGCAGACUACGAGCCUUUGGCUCUGGCAGCUGCGCGCGGAGGCAUUUUCGCAAUCUCCUGGCAAAAUGCUCAGGACACCAGUGACCUCGAGGUAGUUUUAUAUACCUGUUCCUCUGAAUCCAACUGCGAUAUGAGGCCGGGGGUAAUCGGUAGCAGAAGGCUGUGGUUUGAUGGCCAUCGGGGCUUACAAGGCAGACUCGCUCGGGGUCUUCUUCCUUACGAUAACAGCUCUGUAGUAGGUCUUCGUUUCAACGACAAGUCCAGCCAGUUGCUCUACUAUUAUCGCGCUCAGACGUUGUACAGCUCUUUCCAGAGAAUUGACAUGUCGUCCUUUCCCAUACAGCCCACAUUGUAUGAAAACUCCUGCCCUGUACAAUUCACAGACUCCCUUAGCCUUCUUUUCUCAAUCGAGGUUCCUUUCUUCGGGACCCAUCAAACUCAGGUCCUAGAUGGAUUCGCUCGUUGUCAAUGGAAAUACUUGGCUUUCGGCUUAGCAACUCAUCGCGAAGAACAAUGGACCAAUUGUCAGCAUGUCUUGCAACUUGAGCGUGGACGGCGAUUGCCUGAUUGGAGCGUCGUUGCACGCCUCUGGGGAUUCCAGCAUCCGACCAACUCCCUUGGUUGCAUAGUUGCAGCUUCAAGGCAGGGAACAAGGCUUGCAGUCGCCAACUGGAAAACAAUCUAUAAUUCCAACGGAUUCUACCCACUCGCAUCACAAGCACAAAAUUCCGGCAUGAUUGAAUUACGACCAAUAGUAUUGUCGCUUGAAGCCGUCUGCUUUCAAUUGCAUUUCUCUGAGGAAGAAGAUGGAUUGAUAGCAAUCACAGAUAGGGGCGUCAUGUGCUGGGAUUUAGGUCCGCGGGGAAGAGGGCGACGACUGAUUCAGCAUAUUUGA